This is a messenger RNA of Aspergillus campestris IBT 28561, 1034 nucleotides long. RefSeq lists its product as uncharacterized. The record is from RefSeq and is a predicted model, not a curated record. The transcript has a single exon. Lineage: Eukaryota; Fungi; Ascomycota; Eurotiomycetes; Eurotiales; Aspergillaceae. The coding region runs from base 93 to 638 and encodes 181 amino acids.
UGGGUAAAGGGCCAGCCAUGAUGGCUGAAAACAGCAUGCCGAUGCGCUAUGCGUCAUCAAGUCUUUAAGAUCGUUGAAGUCAUGUUACACAUAUGUCAACAGGAUUGGUAGAAUCCAUGUGGCAUUGGUUUCGCAUAGGGACUCCUACAGCUUCACUGCCUCUGUCUUUGUUGGUAUACCGGCCAUCUCGAAUUAUAAGGGCGCGAGUUGUCCACGAUCUAGCAAUCCAGCUUCCCUUCCAACCCUCUCGUGCUGGUCUUCUCGGAAAUUCAGAAGAGGUCAAUCAUUCAGCUGAAGACUGUGUGAAGUGCACUGCGGUCUCGUCGUUAAAGCCCAUUCAGAAUGCGUUUCAUUUACGUGUUUGUCGUCUUUGCGGCGACCUCUCUGUCCUCCGCGUCGCCGUCGCUUCAGAUGGAGCGUUCCCAGCCCAACAGCAUGGCUGGUCACUUCCCAGAUCUUGGUCUGUCCCCGUCUACCCGUCUAGUGCUGAUACCGUUGCUAACGCUCUUUGUAACAGAUGCCAUGGGUGUAUGCCCACCCCCAAGGAAGUGCUACUACGCUGGCACGGCGCCGACAUGCGACGAUGGCUGCAAGAGGGGAGAGACCCGCUGUAUGCUUUCAAAGACCGGCUGUGGUAGCAAAUGCAAGCAGGGCUGGAAAGUGCUGUGCUGUGAGGGAGAGUGCCCUGGUUGAUCAACUGGGAGGAAUUUUCCGUGGGCUGUGAUGACAGUUGAGGUUGUGUUUGUUGGCUUUCUUACCUUACUUGAUGCGGUCGAUGCGAUGGAGAGCUUAACACAUGUUUGUCAUUCCUUAUGUUUUGACGUCUUUCUGUAUGUUCCUUUGGCUACCGAGUUAUCUUCUGCAAAGAAAUUGAGAACCAAAUAUUGUGUUCAUCAGAGGAUUGUGUUUCCAGUCGAGACUAAAGAGACAUACAGUCUCUACCGUUCUCAACCUCUCGCCGUGGUUUGAAGCAGAAAGCAGCCACAAGAAUAUAACCAUGGCCAAAAAUAGAUAUCCCACCUGCUCUAAUACUC